This is a messenger RNA of Poecilia reticulata (guppy), 1486 nucleotides long. NCBI's taxonomy places the organism in Eukaryota, Metazoa, Chordata, Actinopteri, Cyprinodontiformes, Poeciliidae. The record is from RefSeq and is a predicted model, not a curated record.
UUAUGUGUUAAAGUGUUGCAGAAACCCCAGCUGGUCAGCAUGGAUCCUCCGGAGAAGGCAGGGAGGAGGGGCGCCGCCGCAGCGCCCGACGGCGGCUACGCCUGGCUCAUCCUGCUCUCCUGCUUCUUCGUCUUUGGCCUGACCUUCGGUGUGAUCAAGUCCUUCGGUGUAUUUUUUGUUGAGAUCCAGCAGUACUUUGAAACCACAGCAGCAGGAACGUCAUGGAUCACCUCCAUCGCCGUGGCGACCAUUCACAUAGCAGCCCCGGUCUCCUCCGCUCUGAGUGCGCGCUUCAGCCAUCGCGCUGUGGUGAUCUCGGGCGGCCUCAUCUGCAGCGCCGCCGUCGUGUUCGGCGCUUUGGCCCGCAGUCUGACUGAGCUCUACAUAACUGUGGGUUUCCUAAACGGCUUCGGCUACGCGCUGACCUGGACCCCCGCCGUCACCAUGCUGGGCCUGUACUUCGACAGGAGGCGCCCGGUCGCCAACGCCUUGGCUAGCGCUGGAGAAUGCAUCCUGACGUUCAGCCUCACGCCGCUGUUCCAGCUGCUGAUCGACAGCUUCUCCUGGAGGGGCGCGCUGCUCAUCCUGGGGGGGCUGCAGCUCAACUUGUGCGUGUGCGGCAUGCUGCUCCGGCCCCUGAGGGCCCCAAGAGAUGCUAACGUUAUCAGAAAGGUCAAAGAAGAAGAGGAGAGCCUCCAGAAAGGAGACCUGGAAGAAACCAAGCUGGGCUUUCGAUUGGAAAGUGAGCUGAACGUCCUGGAAAUGAACGACCAGGAGACUGUGAGAGAUCGUGUUGAUGAUGAGACGUCCAGUGUGGCCGGGAACUCUUCAACCGGUCCAAAGAGAACCCAACUGAGGACUGGAGUCCAGCACUAUGUCGACUACACGCUCAUCACCAACGGCCGCUUCAUGGUCUACUCCAUGUUCGGGGUGUUUGCGGCGCUCGGGUUCUUCGCGCCGUCGCUCUUCCUGGUUCCGUACGCUCGCAGCCAGGGGCUGAGCGAGUACCAGGCGGCGGCGCUGCUGUCCAUCUCUGCGGUGCUCGACCUCUUCGGCAGAAUCUUCUUCGGCUGGGUGGCGAACCUGAGGCUGAUUCAGACGGUCCAGCAGCUCACCGCCACCGUGGUUCUGCUCGGCGCCGUGCUGCUGCUGUGCCCGCUGGCCUCCACCUUCCCGGAGCUGGUGGCCUUCAGCGCCGCCCACGGCCUGGUGUUCGGCGCCACGGUGGCCGUCCACAUCACGGUGCUGCCGGAGGUGGUGGGCGUGGAGCGGCUGGGCAGCGCGCUGGGCUUCUUCAUGCUGAUCCGCAGCAGCGGAGGCCUGCUGGGGCCGCCCAUCGCUGGUAGGCCCCGAUGGUUGUCUCGUUUAUAUCGAGCUAAAUAUUGCUACCUAGUUAGCAAGCUGCGUAUUUAGCUCCAAACUAUAUACUAAGUCAUCAAGCUAGUUAGCAAGCUACGUAUUUAGCUCCAAACUAUAUACUAAGUCA